Paramecium sonneborni is the source of this 3983-nucleotide messenger RNA. The record is from the annotation of a GenBank genome assembly. NCBI's taxonomy places the organism in Eukaryota, Ciliophora, Oligohymenophorea, Peniculida, Parameciidae.
AUGUCAACCGAAGACAUCAAUUCAAUAAAGAAGUUUCUAAAAUUUUAAAAGAUGCACAAGAGUUUACCCUCUUCAAUUCCAAUCUAAAUGGGCUUAGAUUCAAAAGCUUACAAAUUAAUUGUGUCUAGAAUUGGUGGAUUUAGACGUCCUUAAAAUCCUGUGUUGAAUUUGUAAUUCUCAGUAGCUGCUAACUUUUUUAUUUAAAAUUAACAAGGAGAGAAAUGUUUUUUUGGGCGAACAUAUAAUAGUCCUCGUUUAAAUGUAGAAUUUGGACCUGAUGGAGUAAAUUAUGAACAUCCAAUAAUACCAAUAUAUUAUCAUACUAGAAUACUAAAUAAUAAAGAUGUUCCUUUAUUGAUUAUUUUAGAAGUAUAGGCUUAUGAAUCACAAUAAGAUUUAGUAUUAAAACGAAUGCAUUUAGGUUGGUGUGAACUGUAAGCUUUAACAAUCACUACUUAAUCAACUAAGCUUAAUUUUAGAAAGGGUAGUCCAAGAAUAUUGUUAUUGGGUUAAUAAGUUAAUUUUGAAUCCUCUGGUAUUUCCAUGACAUGUGAUAUAGUAUAAAGUGAAGAAUUCUAGAUUAGUAUGCAUUUGGCACCAGAAAAUGCAUUAUGUGGAUUGGGUGAUGAGUUACCUGGACUUAAAAAGAGUUUUGUUGGUGGAGAUUUUGAAUUGUAGAGAAGUAUGGUUGUAUUUAUGAGCAAAAUUUAAGUUCUCAUUCCUGAUAAUAUGGAAGCUGAUAUAUAUAGAUAAGUGUAGAAAUAUAGAACUUAUAAAUACAGAACUCCUGAAGAUUAUAAGGGAGAUAUAUAGAUUAUAAAUAAAAGAUUAAUAGUUGCAUUUCAUAAUGGUUGGACAUUCAUAAAUACUAGAGGCACAAAUAAUUUUGUACCUCUUGGAGAAACUAGAAUGUUAGUUAAUGAAUUUGUUGAUCAAAAAUAAAUCUAAUAUAAACAAUUAGCAUAUCAUGGAGUUAUUGAUAUUAAUAAUGUCUGUUCAACUGAUCCAACUGUUAAUUCUGGAAUGCUUGUAGUUUAAUUAGAAUAUGAAGCUAUGUUUUUAGUAUCAAAUGUGACUAAAGAAACAAUGUAAUUGACACUUGGAUGGAUACCAAUAUACAUCAAUAAUAAAUUUGGUGCUGAUGAAAUUGUUGAUGAGGAUUUCAUUGUAGGACCAGGAAAAACAUUAGAUGGAAGACCACUUGUAUCAUUUUCUAAUUCAGAUUCAUCUAUUAAGAUAAAAGGGAGUCUAAAUCUCUCAGGUGGAGGGUUUUAAAUCUAAGAUUUAUAUAUGGGGGCUGCUUAACAAUAAUAAUAAUAAUAAUAAUAAAUUCCUUAAUAACUAGCAUAUUAAUAAUAAUCUAAUUUAAAUUAACCUAAUUAGUAAUAAGCAUAAAUUAGAUAGGAGCAGGUAAGAGGAUCAGAAAUAGAUCUACGUACUUAAGUAAAAUUGAAAGAUUUUGAAUAGUAAUUAUUAAGAUUACAAGAGGAAAAUGAAAGAUUGAGAAGAUUAGCAAUUUAAUAAUCUUCAGAUCCUUAAAAAUAAUAAGAAUAUUUAUAGGCAAUUGAAAAACUUAGAGAAGAAAAUAGAUUAUUACAAUUUACAUAAGCUCGAUAAUUUGAAGGCUUAGAAAAAUUAAUAAAAGAUUAAAAAGUAAUUGAUAGAAGUGCUGCUCCUCCUGUUGUUUUGGCUGAAGCAAAACCAUAAAAUACAGUAAUAAAACCAAUAGAUUCUUAUGCUUAUCCAGUACCAUCAGCUACAUUAAAACCAAUUACUAGAACAGAUGUUACAGCUUUAAUAGAUGAUCCUGUAUCAAUUGAUUAAGAAAAUAGAUUGAUGGCACUUGAAUAGUCUGAUGAAAGAAAGGAUUAAAUAAUUGUAAUAUAACCAGUAUCUAUCAAACAAAUCUUAGGACCAUAUCCUAUUUGUAAAUCAGUUUAAAUAGGAAUUAUAUUUUAUGAUUUGUAAACAUUUAAAUCACCAUUUCUAAAUCUAGAAUAUUAUAAUGAUGAAAGAAAUUUUAAAUAUAAUUUAGAAAAUGGAAAUCCUUUAAGACUUUUAUAUAAUAAUGAAAUUUUUAGUUGUAAGUUUAAUGUUGAAGCAUCUCUACAAAGAUAUGCAAAUUUAGAAAUGGAUUUUGCAAGAUAUUUAUUUAAUAAACAUUUAAUUUUAGAUAUUUGGGAUAGUGAAAGCUUAUUUCUUUUUGGUAGUGUAAGAAUACCAUUAAGAGGGAUAUUGAGAGGUGGUAAAUAGAAUGCAUAAAUUAUGGCUGAUGUUGAAAUUAUAGAUCCUUAAUCAAAGAGGGUUAAAGGAACAUUAUAAAUUGUGAUUAAAAAUAUUGGUAAGAUUGGUUAAUAAGACAUGAGUAGGACAGUUCCUUUAGAAAGUACUUAAAAUGGAUUUCAGAAAAAGAAAUUAGUUUCUGAAAAACCUGUAAAUAGAAUGGAAGUUCCACCACAAACUUUUUAAGGAAAUAGUAUUUAAGAUCGUAUAAAAAAGAUUAAAUAAUAAAAUUUAUAAGAAAUGAAUAAAAAUAAAUAAAGCUAAUAAAGAUCAUUAAAUGAAGUGCUUAAAUACAAAGAAAUUAAGAAACCAUCAUUAGUAAGAACUAUAAUGUAAGGAUUCUUAUAAAAUGAAAAAGUAGUUCAUUCAUUUUAUGGUAAAUGCGAAAUUGUUCCACUUUAUUUUAAAAAUACACAUCCAAAACCUGAAUAAUUUACUGUUAAUAUAGAAGAUCCUGAAAGCAGAAUGUUAGAAUACUAAGAAUUCUUCUUAAUUGGCAAUCCAUCUGAAUGGAAAUAUUGGGUUACUGUUAAUAAAUAUCCAGAACCAGAUAACUAUGAUUUAAUUAGAAUGAAAGAAAAUUAAGGAAAAACUUAAUAUUAUUUUAUUUUAGAUCCAAACUAAGAAGUUACUUUAUUAUUUAAAUUUAUAAGUUUUAGAUAAUAUGAUUAUAGAGUUGAUGAUCAUGAGAGAACUCCAGAAUAUAUCAAAAAAUAUAUGUAAUCUCGUCAUAUUACUAUUUUAUUACAAUAGGAUGGCAAAAUGAUGGAUGGAUUACGUAUAAUAGUUGAACCUCAUUAAUAACCAAUAGAUCAUAUAUUAAGAUUUUAUGAAAGAGAAAAUCGUUAAACAAGACUUAUUAUUCCUAGAUUAUUCAAUUAACCAUUACAAUAAUAACCUCAUGUACAUAUAAUUGAUCCUGAUGUUAUGAUAGAAUGGUCAUCUGAUUUUAACUCAAUAAGAUUAAAUCUAAGAAUAGGGGAACCAUAAAGUGUUAAAAUAUUUAACAUACUUUUAUAUUAAGAUUAAUAUCAACAUCAAGUAAUAGCUAAUUGGAAAAUAGAAGUUUAUAGUUUAUCUACUAUAGAUAUUGCAGUACCUUUAGGUUAAAAAGUGUGUACUAAAAUAACAUUUCCUUGUGAUAUUACUCGUAUUAUUAAAAUGACAUCCUCAAAUAAAAUGAUUUCAUUUGUCAAACCAUUUGACUCUGAAAUAACUAUGUUACCAGGUAAAAUUAAUUUAGUUCCUAUCAAUAUUUUGGCACUGCAAGAUGGCAAACAUUUAAUUAAAUUAAAUGGAGUAGAUAUUCACUCUCAAGAACUAAUUUAUUCUUGGUUAGUGAAUGUACAUGCUGAACCUUAACCUCCAAGCGCAACUUAUGAUUUGAGGUAUUGAUUUAUUUACCUUUUUUUUAGAUGUAUUGAUGGAAGAGAGUCUCGACAUUAAGUAAAUUAUAAGAAUUAAGUCAAUUACACUACAUAAUAUAAUCUUAUAUCUUCAAGUGAAUUUGUUAAAGUAAAUUAUUAAAAACCAUUUUUUAUUAGAUUAUUGAUUAAAGCAUAUCUACAGGACCUAAUGAAAUUGUUCAAUUUAAAAUCCGAGUAUUGCCUGGUAGUGAGGAAUUAGUACGUAUCUUUAUUACUGACAUUGAUGAAAGAAUUUUUGAUGUCAUAGUACUCAAUAUCAAAUAUGUUUAUUGA